Colletotrichum godetiae is the source of this 881-nucleotide messenger RNA. RefSeq lists its product as uncharacterized. The record is from RefSeq and is a predicted model, not a curated record. The transcript is spliced from 2 exons. The coding region runs from base 110 to 799 and encodes 229 amino acids. Lineage: Eukaryota; Fungi; Ascomycota; Sordariomycetes; Glomerellales; Glomerellaceae.
GGUCGGUGUACUUACAUACAAGUAUCAGAACUGCCAAUUACGCGUGCUGCGAUACCUCAAAUCUCCAGCAUAGUCGGUACCCGCCAUCCCAUCACCACCCACCCGGUCCAUGCUGGCCCAUCCCAUCAAGUCCCCUCCCUCCCUGACGGUUGACCUGAGCCCUCCUCCUCCUCCUCCUCCUGCACUACUCCUCCCUCUCCUCUCUCUCUUGGUUCGCUUGGUUCUCUUGGUCUUUCUGCUGCCACCCCCGUCCGUCCUGAUCAACCCCCCCGGUCUCUCGUCCCUCGUCCCUUGUCGUGUGUUUCCAUCAAUCAAUCAAUCUCCCAUCCUUCGCUGCCUCGUCCAUCCACAUUCCUUCUUGCGUCCCCUUCCAUUCCUUUACACCACCCUCGCUUUUUUCCUCUCUUCCCUUCCCUUCCCUUUUACUCCUCACGCUCGCUCUCCUCUUGUCGCCCCCACCUCUUCCCCGACCUCGUCUCUUCGACAGUCGAAUUCGACAUCCUCUCGCCUCCGUCAAGAAUCCAUCCGGCGACGUCGAACCUCCUCCUCCGAUUCUCAACCUGCGCCUCUUCACGCCGUGAAAGGGGUCUUUUUUUUUUGCCGUCGAGCCGAUCUAGCCGCCCCCUUAUGUGCUUUGGACGCAUUUGAAGAUCGUCGUCGAGGUUCCGCCGUGUCGACAACUUUCAGUUUCCCCCAUGCAUUCGACAAAGGGAACUGCCAUAAUCUCAGCCGACGUGACGGAUCAAUAGACGUCCUCGCCCACUUCAAUCCGACGAUAUCUCGUCGAGUCACUCAUUAAACACACCCCAACUACCAACCGCCACGCUCAUUGACAAUUUCUUGUCAAGUACAUUCGUUCUAUAACACCCUGACAAAAACCC